UAGCUGCUGGCUUGAACGAAUUGGUGGAUGCGGAUAGAAUCGUGUAAUUUUGCUUUUGCAUAAACGACAUUUCUGACGCAAACAAAAUGGUUUGAAUUUCAAUAUUCUAGUUUCGGCUUUACUACUCCGGAAGGCAUCGGGAGCGAGAGGAAAUGGCAACGAGGCAAAUGGAGGAAAUACAGAAGAAACUGGCGACGCUGAAUUACUCGAGAGCCAAUGCUCCUGCGCAGUCUCUCCUCUUCGCUGGGAUGGAGCGCUACGCCCUUCUCGAGUGGCUCUUCUUCCGACUAUUGGGUGAUAAAUCACCGUUCUCGCAACAAAGUCAGCAAGGGGAUGCCAUGGUUCGCGACGAAGAGACUUCUCGCAUCCAAUAUUUGGCGGAGAUUGCAAAGUUCCUGGGAUUUACAACUACUAUAGAUACAGAAGCCAUCCAAGGACGAGGAAGCUAUGAAGAUCGCACUGAAAUGCUUCGUCUUAUUGUGGAUCUUGUAGAGGCAAGCAUCUAUGCUGAUAAUCCAGAAUGGAGGUUCAUCGAUGAACAGGUGACCAAGGAUAUACAACUUAUAGAUUCUAUUGCAGAAAAACAAGCUCAAAUAUUCUCUGAGGAGUGCAAGUUGUUCCCUGCAGAUGUUCAAAUUCAAUCAAUAUAUCCACUGCCAGAAGUUUCUGAGCUGGAGUCGAAGCUUUCAGAACAAUCAAAGAUACUAUUGAAUCUUCAACUGAAGGUUGACGAUUUGGCAUCAAAGCAUGCUUACAACCCAAAUGAGGAGUAUGCGGAGGUGGAAUCCCAAUUACGGGCACAUUUGGAAUCUUUUCUAGAAACUGCAAGAUCAUUCAAUAUGAUUUACACCAAGGAAAUUCGUCCUUGGACGCACAUGAUGGAGGUACCACAGCUCCAUGGGUUUGGCCCAGCUGCCAAUCGCUUAUUGGAGGCAUACAAGAUGCUUUUGAAGUUCCUAGGGAACUUGAGGAAUCUUAGAGAUUCCCAUGCAGCUCUAGCUGUUGGAUCGUGUGAAACAGUUGCUGGCGAGCCUUCUUCCGUCACGAGAAUAAUCUCCGAGUGCGAGUCGGCAUUGACAUUCUUAAAUCGUGACCUCGGAAUUCUCUCAGCUUCCAUUGCUCGCGAGCAGGGCGAGGAGGUGAAAUUACGAUGAAAUUGUUACACAAUUAAGCAGUACUGUUGACCAGGUGGAGUGGUUAUGCACAGACCCUUCCUCUUCUUUGGCGACAAUACUUGAAAAAUGUACUAUUGUCGCUUUAUAUAUAUACCGAAUGAUUUGAAUGUUCAGAGUGUUCAUGUUGGCUGCCUUGUCCCGGCCAGUAAUUACUGUGGUCUAAAGCAUAUUGACUUUCAUAUUAUUUUAAAGGCUUCAGCAAUUUUUAUU
This is a messenger RNA of Alnus glutinosa, 1385 nucleotides long. RefSeq names its product AUGMIN subunit 7. Gene Ontology annotation, biological process: spindle assembly; centrosome cycle. Gene Ontology annotation, molecular function: microtubule minus-end binding. The coding region runs from base 153 to 1154 and encodes 333 amino acids. The transcript has 9 exons. The record is from RefSeq and is a predicted model, not a curated record. Gene Ontology annotation, cellular component: HAUS complex. Lineage: Eukaryota; Viridiplantae; Streptophyta; Magnoliopsida; Fagales; Betulaceae.